Messenger RNA from Leptinotarsa decemlineata (Colorado potato beetle), 1173 nucleotides. RefSeq names its product integrator complex subunit 15. Lineage: Eukaryota; Metazoa; Arthropoda; Insecta; Coleoptera; Chrysomelidae. The record is from RefSeq and is a predicted model, not a curated record.
UCAGCUAUCAGCAAGAUCGAUAUAUUUUGAAUAAUGUCAGGUUCUUCAGAAAUAAAUUUAAAACAGAGUUUAAGGAAAAUUGACUAUCCCUUAUGUGCUAAAGAAGCCUUAAAUAAAAUAGUUGAACUAAUAUGCAGUCGAAUAACAUCUAUAAAAAACAUGGAUUUAUCAUUGGAUCUUAUGGCAGAAUUUAUUUUUUAUGAGGUGGAUCGAAGAGGACACAAGAGAGGACAUCCAUUAACUGCUCUUUUGGAAUUACAACUCAUCGAAAUAUUGUAUGAAUACUUUAAUGGAAUAUCCAAUGAAACUGCAAGGAAUACUCUUUUUCUCUCAUUAUUUAGUGGCACCACUGCCAGUAUGAGAUUAGGUAUACUUAGUAAAUUAGUGUCUGUUUCAAUUGGGAUUCCGUCACCAGCCAUCCUAUCAUCAGCUAGUGCUUGGAUGCAACAGUUAGGAAAUACAUCACAAAAUUGCUGUAAACUGGCAGAGUCGCUGAUUCAAGAUUACUUUUAUUACUAUAAUUUCAACACUUGUCGAAUAAAGGAACUGCCACAUAUAUCUCCUCAAUUUACUGCAAAUUUUAUGACAGCGAUUGCAGAAAACUAUUUCAAUACAUCGAAAAAAGAGCUGCUAUUUCCACAAAAAGUAUUAUUGGAUACCAUCACUUAUUGGAUAACGACAAAUUGUGGUUUAUGUACAGCGGCACAACAAAAACAAGCUAUUCUACCACCUGGAGCAAUUGCUAUGGAAGCAACAACCCCAAUAUCAGGUUUAUUAAAGUGGUGUAUAUUGUCUCCCAUUUAUAAACAAGAUAACCCGUCCUACAAUGACCUCCAUUUAGCUUUGCUUAGUGGCAUUAUGGAAAUACCAAGGGUUUUGCCUCCUAAAGCAGUUUAUGCCCAACAUCUCACCAUUACCAUCAAUCCGAUUUUGAGUUACGUUAAUGACUUGAGGAAUAAACAGGAACUGAAGUUGGAUCAAAUUUUGAAUGAAGAUUCGUUACAACUAUCAUUAGAUAGAUUUGCUCAAGCUAUACAGGUUAUAUAUUCUGCCAAUGCUGUUUAUGGACAUUUGGAUGAUCUUUUUCAUCAACUGAAGCUUUUGCCAUUUAAUAAAUUAAUGAGUAUUGUUAUAAACACAUAUAAAAAAAAUAAAGUUAUCAUUCUGUAAAAA